AUGGCACAAUUUAUGACCCAAACGAAUGUUGGAGUCUGCCUAUCGAACCUUGAUAUUCUCGGCGCCAGUUUCGGCAUCACAGACUCUGGGAUAUUGAGCUGGUUCUUGGCCGGCUAUUCGCUGACCGUUGGAACCUUCAUCUUGAUCUUCGGCAGAUGUGGCGAUUUCUGUGGCGAUUUCUUUGGAUAUCGACGAAUCUUCCUCUCGGGGUUCCUAUGGAUCGCAAUCUGGUCGUUGGUCGCCGGUCUCGGUGUGUACUCGAAUCACAUCUUGUUCAUCUUUGCACGUGUCUUGCAGGGCAUUGGAGCUGCCAUGGUGCUUCCCAAUGGGCUGGCCAUCCUGGGUGCGACGUACCCACCGGGCAAGAAAAAGGCCAUGGUCUUUGCGUUAUUCGGUGCGGUGGCACCGAAUAGCGCUGUAUUGGGUGCAGUCUUCAGCGCUCUCUUCUCGCAACUUGCAUGGUGGCCGUGGACGUUCUGGACGCAAGCUCUUGUCGCGAUUGCGUGUGCGGGUUUAGGUGUCAUGGUGGUCCCAUCCAUACACCAUGAUUCUAACCCGCCCUUGAAUACGUGGGCUGAAAUAUUCAAGGCGUUGGACGCUUUGGGAGGCAUUUGUGGCGUUGGAGGAUUAGUCCUGAUCAAUAUCGCCUUGAAUCAAGCUCCCGUGGCGGGAUGGAGUACGCCGUAUGUCUACAUACUGCUGAUUGUCGGCAUUCUGUUGAUUAUUGGAUUCUUCGUGGUGGAGUUCCGAUUUGCGGAGCAUCCUCUGAUCCCUUUCCACGCCUUCAGCCGAGAUGUUUCUUCCGUGCUGGGCUGUGUUGCGUGUGGAUGGGGCGCUUUCGGAACUUGGAUCUGGUACUUCUGGAGAUUCCAGAUCCAGUUCCGAAACAUCAGUCCUCUGUUGGGCUCAGCAGAGUUCGUGCCAGCAGCCCCGGUGGGCAUUGUGGCUUGCUUUGUGACUGGACUGUUGAUUGCCAGGAUUCGACCGGGGUGGAUUAUGGUCAUGUCCAUGACAGCGAUCACCCUUGGAAACAUCUUUACAGCCAUAGCUCCGGUGGUCCAGACAUACUGGGCCUUGACAUUCGUCUGCCUUCUAGUCAUCCCGUGGGGAAUGGACAUGUCCUUCCCAGCAGCGACACUCAUGUUGUCCGACUCGGUCGAGAGAAAGCACCAGGGUAUUGCUGCGUCAUUGGUCACGACCGUGGUGAACUACAGUAUCUCGCUGAGUCUGGGCUUCGUGGGAACAGUCGAGGUUCAUGUCAACAACGGUGGGAAAACACCCGAAGACGUCCUUAAGGGGUAA
This is a messenger RNA of Penicillium diatomitis, 1302 nucleotides long. RefSeq names its product Drug resistance protein. Gene Ontology annotation, cellular component: membrane. The transcript has a single exon. Gene Ontology annotation, molecular function: transmembrane transporter activity. The coding region runs from base 1 to 1302 and encodes 433 amino acids. The record is from RefSeq and is a predicted model, not a curated record. NCBI's taxonomy places the organism in Eukaryota, Fungi, Ascomycota, Eurotiomycetes, Eurotiales, Aspergillaceae. Gene Ontology annotation, biological process: transmembrane transport.